AGACCUGAGACCCCGAGAGGACUAGGCAUCAGGAUUUGUCUCUCCCUUUCCGAGCCUGGCCUCUGGCCCCUGGAAUGGGCGCCACUUCUCCAACGGCCUUCUCUCUCGGGAUCUACCUCCUCUUGUCUAAUUCUGGAGCUCUGAGGCCACCAUGGAUCCAACUGACCGGAGAGUGGGCUGGCUCCAUCACCAUCAGAUGUCCAGCCAAGCAAAGCCUUGGGAGAAAGUUCCUGUGUCGGGAAUCACACAAAGCAGACAUGUGCAACACGGUGGUAUCCAACACGCAGUACGUCGGAAAAGAUUAUAAGAACCGAGUCAAACUCACUGAGGUGCCCCAAGAGAAAAUUUUCCUGGUGGAGUUGGGAGAGCUGACGCAGAGUGAUACCGGACUCUAUGCUUGUGGGACAGGCCUGGUCACUGAUCGAGGGAAGACCCUGUGGGUCAAUCUGAGGGUAAUAAGAGAGCACGAUCCAUUCAGAAAGAAGGUGCCAGUCCCUAAGUUCUUGAGAGGUAGCCAGCUGAGGACCAUCCUUCCACCUCCUUGGCUCAGAUGGUCAACAGACCCCUCCACUAGCCAGCUAAGGACCAGCCCUCCACCCCCUUGGCCAGCAGACACUUCCCCAGCAACUGCCAAUAAACCAGUCACCACAAAAGCCCAACGAACCACCGGUCAGAGGGCUCGGCGUGAACCUUCUACCCUCCAAGGCAUCAGCCCAUUUCCAACUCCCAGAACCUCGUCUGCUUCUGCCCAGCAACCCGCGCUCCAUCCCUCGCCCCUGGCUUCCAGGACCAAGUCAAAGAAUGCUCUCUCCAGACUCCGCACUGCCAGCUAUGCUCAGCACAUAAACCUGCAUAGGUAUAGGCAAGGAGACAAGGGAUUUCCCACUGUCCUCAUUCCCAUCGUCCUGGCUUUCCUCCUGUUGAUGAUUCUGGUGAUCAUGUUGAAGAAGAAACUCCGAAGACAGAGAGCCCUGUCCAGCCGAGUCAGCCGACUGGCCGUCAGAAUGAGCGAGCUGGACCCCUCGCGGCGGCCCAUGUUUCAGAGACCUCACUCCCAGAGGCCCCUGGCCCAGAAUAACAUCUACAGUGCCUGCCCCCGCAGACCCCAGGGAGGGGCCAAGUACGGUGAGAGAUACCCAUCCUCCACAGGCCCGGGAGCUCCAGCUGCUUCAGCACUGGCCCAGGUGCCGAAGACUCUGUGCCACCAGCUCCCCCCGAACACUCACUGGGAAUACCCGGAUGAUUCAGGCGACUCUGAUUCAGACGACUACGUCAACAUUCCUGUUCUGGCCACACCUCUGCACUGCUCCCCCGGCCCAGACCUUCCUUCUAAGGAUUAUCAGUGCUGGUGAUGACAAGAUCCGGUCCUGGAUGGCGUCCUGGCGUCUUGGAUGGGAUCAUUCUCCCCAGUGACUUCCACUGUUGGAUCUCUGCCCUCUUCGGCUGCUAUGUAACACGCAGGCUACCCGGUCAGUUGAGAAAAAGUUACCAUUCCCCCCGGCCUUGCCUGCCAUCUUCCCUUCCUUCUCUUCUUAAUUCCCUUGAAUAUGUGUCAGAUGUGACUGUGGACAUUUCCUGUUGGGCAUAGGACAUUGCUCAACUUAUCAGUACUCCAGAGAGCUGCUUAUUCCAGGGAAGACUGUGCUGGGAGGGACGGAUUCACGGCAUCUGUCUUUGGAAUAACACCCACACUUGGCUAGGCCAAGCACAGGGAGAUACCUGUGGGAGAUAUAUAUCCAGCCGAUAUUCUGUCUAAGUCUCUGAAUGUCCACCCUAGUUGGAUCUAAAUCCACCUCAGGACUCUGAAGUAGCUGUGCCUGCUUCAAGUGGGAUCCUGGAAGCCAGAGACUCUUUCUUGCUCUUAGGAAGGGCUACCCCCCGAGAGUAGCUCUAUUCCCUGCCUCUCUGACCUACUCUGCCAAAACGUCAG
Messenger RNA from Tachyglossus aculeatus (Australian echidna), 1930 nucleotides. RefSeq names its product fas apoptotic inhibitory molecule 3-like. Gene Ontology annotation, cellular component: plasma membrane. The transcript has 8 exons. Bases 75 to 1352 code for a protein of 425 amino acids. The record is from RefSeq and is a predicted model, not a curated record. NCBI's taxonomy places the organism in Eukaryota, Metazoa, Chordata, Mammalia, Monotremata, Tachyglossidae. Gene Ontology annotation, molecular function: transmembrane signaling receptor activity.